UGAAUAGUGUCUCUCUCGACGAGUAACCCGAGCCGGGCUCUGGGCGUGCUUGGCUCUCCGCUUCUCCCCAAGCUCCCCGGCUCUCCUCCUAACCCCCCUCCCAGCCUCCCUGCGACUCCCACCUUUCCCCACCCCUUUGGUCCCUCCCAGCAGCAGCUCCGCGGGGCAGGAGGUGGCUUGAGUCGCGACUGCAAAGCGCCGCGCACGGAUUCUCACCCCGCGUCCCUCCAGCGCGGCCGUGACGGACGCAGAGUCCGGUGGAGCGAGCGGGUUGAGCGAGCGAGAGGGUGAGAGGGUGGUAGGGAGGGAGACGGAGUGAGCGAGCGAGAGGGGAGGAGCGAGCGAGAGGGUGAGUGGGUAGAUAAUUGGUCGAGUGCGUGCGUGAGUUGGCGAGCCAGGGAGCGCGGAGUGAAUUGUUGUUGAGCGAGCGCGACAGCGAGCGAGCGAGCGCGUGCGUGAGUGAGUGAAUGAGCAAGAGAGCGCGGUUGAGUUGAGCGAGCGGGCGAAGCGAGCAAGUCGUCGAUUCAGCGGUUGAAUACUCGAGUGAGCAGGUGGUUAGGUGAGCGAGCGAGCGAGCCAGUGCGUGCGCGCUGUCAACGAGUCGGCGAGCAGAUCAUUGGAGCGGGGAAGAGGGGUGGGGUGGGGGGUAGCCCAGCUAGUGUCCACCAUGGGCGAGCAGCCGCCUCGGGCGGAGCUCACGGCUGCCGAGGAGCUCCACAAGGCCGAGAGCGAUGGUCGCGCCACGCCGUCGUCUUUGAGCGCCGUGGCCAAAGACUCCGCGGGCGCCGCCGUCGACACCGCGGGGGUCCACGCGUUGCUCGAGCGACUCCUCAAGACGGUGGAGAGCGUGCAGGAGUCGCAGGUGAAGAUGGAGCAGCGGCAGGGGGACAUCGAGGGCACGGUGAAGGCCAUCGAGGCGGAGGUGGAGGGCUUCUGCCGGGCGCACGCGGCCACGGCGGGCGCGGUGAGGCAGGUGCUGGAGAAGGCGCGCAAAGUGAGCGCGAACGUCAAGGACGUGCGGGUCCGCCUCGACAAGCAGAGCCACGAGGUGAAGAAGCUGGAGGCCAACCACGCCGAGCUGAUGAAGAGGAACAACUUCCGAAUCAUGGUCUACCAGGAGGGCUCCGACGCCCCGAUCUCCAUCGCGACGAGCAGCAAACGCUCCAAGUCUGAGCUGGCCACAGGUGGAGCAGCCGCGGCUGCUGCAGGCGGAGCCGCGGCUGGAGCCGGUGGGGCGGAGCCACGAAACGGAGCCGAGGCGUCGGUGUUGGAGGCGUCUCCCAAAGAGAUCGUGGACGAGUCGACCAACCCGUUCGAGGCGGACGCGGAGGCGCUAAACCUCUCGUCAGACGAGGACGUGGAGAUGAUCGAGGAGGUGGAGUCGACGGCGUCGAAGCUGCGCCGGACCGGCAAGAAGCGCGUGGAGAGCAUCAAGAAGGCGUUCUCUCGGGAGAACUUCGAGAAGAAGGUGAACAGGAUCGUGUCGCCCGAGAAGCGCGAGAAGAUCAAGAGCACGUUCACGCACCGCCACAAGGCGUCGGCGGACGCGGGCGAGGCGCACGGCGGGGGCGAGCCGUCCUCGGCGGGCGACGCCUCGGCCGGGGAGGCUCCGUCCACUCCGGGGGAGACGCGACGGGGGGACGACGACAAGGUCGAGGUGCGGGACGCUCACGGGGUGGCGGCCGAGGUCCCCGCGGACCCGGCCGCCCCGGGGACGCCGUCGUCCUCCACGGCGUCGCAGCGCUCGUCCAGCAUGAAGCGCAUGGAGAACAUGAAGAAGGCCAUGAGUCGCGAGAACAUCGAGAAGAAGGUGGACACGCUGGGCAGGAAGAUCGUGCCACCCGAGAAGCGCGACAAGAUCAAGAAGUCGCUGACGCCCGACCACAAGAAGGGCGCGCGCUCCAACACCUCGUCCUUCAAGGUGCCGCCCUUCAGCUUCACCGUGAAGAAGUUCAGGGAGGGCGACGCCGUGGAGGUGGAGGAUUUCGAGAUCGACCCCAACAACGUGGAGAUCCUGAGCGGCAGCGAGACGCUGCCCGACGACCACGGCCACCACCGCGCGCUCGGGGAGACCCCUCCGCCUGACCCCCAGGAGCCGCACGGCGAGGCGGGGUCCCCGACCUUCGCGGCUCGGAUCGCGCCGCCGGCGCCAGGCGGUGACGAGGCUCUGGCGGCGCUCGCCUCCGUGGAGCAGAAGGCGUGAAAGGAGGGACGAGCGCCGAGGUGGAGGAGACGGAGCGAGAGACGUUGACCUGGGUCGCGCGACGCGGCGUGGCCGCCGGGGGAAUUCGUGGCGCGCUCGGGGUGGGGGGGGGGGGGGUGGCGUGUUUUGAGUGGUGUUUUGAGAAUGACGUUAGAACUUGGGAUCUGAGUUGAUGAAGUGAACUGAGUCACGUGGCAUGGAGGCAUAGAGGAAGAGGUGGGGGGUGAUGAGGAUCGCGGACGUGGAUCGGGAGCCGUGGGAAUUUCAUGGAGCGGCGGGAUGGAUCUGGAGCCGAAGCUGUUCGGAUCACGCGUGGUUCAGAUGGAUGUGGGGAUGGCAUGAGCGGAUGAGUUCAUCCGUCGGGAUGAAAUGGAACAGAUGGGUUUAUCAGAAAGUGAAAGAAUCGCGUGGAUUGAAAUGGAGCUGAAUGGAUGGCAUGGGUCACGGGUGCCAUGCAGGAUGACGCGGGUAAGAGCUACGGAUGUGGAACUGGGAGGCGAAUCGCGUGGAGCAGAUGGUUGGAGCUGAAGCCGAGUAGGUGACGUCGAGCAGGGGAGCGGCACCGUGGAGAUCACGAGGAGCGGAUGGACAGAGAUGAAGCUGGGGGACGAGGAGGGUGAGGAGGACGAGGGAGAGAUUUGCGGCGUUAACGAUCUACACAUCGCUCGCUCGCUCGCGCGUGGAGGCUCAAUCCGCCCGACCUAUCGAGCCAAAUUUUCGCUUCUGUCUCAUUGCCGGCGGGCGCGGCGGCUCCUGCUCGUCUUUCAUGUGCUUGCGAACGCACAUAGGCAAGCAGCGCACACGUCCUAGCAGGGUGUGAAUCUCGCCAGGUGGGAGGGGGGGUGCAGAGGCGAGCUACGGUGGUGAGGGUUGCAGUGAGGGUAGGCGAGGUGGUUUGUGGUGGGGUGGGGGGUGGGUUGUGGAGGAGCAGAUAUGGGUGCAGCACAACAGCCGCGGGGGGGGGGGGUUAUGGGAGUCGGGGUGAUGUAAUGUUCACUGAUGUGAAAACGAUCUCCACAGCUCCGGGGCUAGUCCGCUGAGCAAAAGCCAUGAAGUUGGUGCAGGUGUGGCCCUGCACUCGUGCUGCGUGAUUUAUAAGCAAAGGUUCCGAGCAGUGAACGAUGGUGAUCACGACGCUGCUUUGUUUAUAGGGAUGAUUGUGGUGGUGGUGGUGGUGGAGGUUGGUGGUUCAGUACAACAACACGACAACAGGACAACAACAACACAACUACGACAACACAACACCAACACAACAAAAAUACAGCAACGCAACCUUUACAUGUAUCUACGGGACCUUUAUUGCCACUCUCAAAAUGGUGAAAUAAGAAGAAUCGGCUUUGCCCCUUCAUGGCCAAAACCGCAGGAGGCGUUCAGAUGUUCAAACACCAAUAGACACCUAUUGCAAGGCACCGAGUCUGCAUAAACCACACAAGUACAUGUGGCGACACAUUAAAACAAGCGUGCUCUGAUAAUAUGGGCAUUGUCUUUGAAACUGAUUGGCCUACUACACCAGAGACCAGCCUCCUUUAUGGCCUUGUCUCACCGCCAGUGUUAGACCAGAGACCAGCCAAAAGGCGAACAGUACAAAGGCAAUGCACUAUCAAAGCAACAACAACAAAUCAAGAUUCAACAACAAUGAUAAUGAUGGUAGCUUCGGGUUGAGCAGUGAAAUCUACGGGACCUUUUUUAUGCCAAAAUCAAAAUGAUGAAACAAGAAGAAUCAUAUUUACCCCCUCCGACUGCCCUGGUUGUCAUUGUAGGCACGCUGAACUUUCAGGGACAGUUAGAUUCUAUCUUCGGGCGCGGCAGUUGAAACAACGGUGCCAGUUUCUUAAAUCAGCCACCCCCCUUCUCCCCCCCGCCCCCCACCCACCACCGCUAAGCCUAGCCCCCCCCCCCCCCUUGGUAGCAGUAGGGGUGGAUUCACCACAGCAAAUCUGGCAGGUGGGGUAAAGUGUGGGUACCCCCACCUCUUCCAAGACGUCUAGUUUAGCACGGUUGGCUACGUACGGUGCGACAGAAAUUCAGCGUACAUACAUUAUCAGCCACCGUACGUGAUACUGGCUGGAUGAAGACCUCUCCGUGCCGUCAUCAUCUGUCACGGUCCUGCGACACAACAACAAGUUCAGCACACAUACAUGAUCAGCGUGAAAGAGCGAGGCCCUUCUGGCAGCAGUGGUGCGAGCAAGCAAUUGCAGGGCUGCACCUUUACCCUUUACAACCCCCACAUACUGCCCCCCCCCGAUUCCCCUCCCCCUUACCCCCACCACCCCCCGAGAGAAUGUGUACCCAAUCAACAAUUCACUUGCCCACCAGCCGCCACUGAUGAUGAUUAUGAUGGAGUUCAUUUACCCCCGAACGCCUCGGCUGAGUCUCAAAACUAGUUCUCAAGAGGGUCCCUGCUACAAUGGGACAUUUCUUUUGUAAGUUAAUCGUGUUUGUUUUGUGUGUAUGUGCGUGUGUUGGGGUGGGGGGAGUGGGACCCCGGGAGAAACCCCACCACGCAUACGAGGGUGACACUCAGACAGCUGGACAGGCGAGUUCACGAAACCCACGUGCUGUGCUGCGCAUUUUCAUGGCCACCUCGCAGCUCAGCGGGUUUGGAAAUCUCACCGAUCUUUGCGUGAUCCACCGACCCUUAGGCUCCCAAGUGCUUAGAUCACCGACGCGAAUCGCUGCCACGCAAAACCUCAAUGAGUCUCAAUAGCCCUCAGUGUAGAGCAGUGCUUCUUCAGCUUGACUGCAGCCUUGCAUCCCUUUGGUUAUCAAUCGUUAAAACAAUGUGUAAUGUUAAUACAAAAACAUCGGGGUUGAUUAAACAAAGUAAGUUGUU
Molecule: messenger RNA, 5036 nt
Organism: Petromyzon marinus (sea lamprey)
Lineage: Eukaryota; Metazoa; Chordata; Hyperoartia; Petromyzontiformes; Petromyzontidae
Product: caveolae-associated protein 1-like
Cellular component (GO): cytoplasm; caveola
Source: RefSeq, a predicted model, not a curated record